UUGGGCCGUCAAACUUCAACCCAUCAUCACUUCCCUUCCUCGAUGACCGACGUCGAAAAAUGAAUGCUCUGCACAAAAACGAAAAUCAAAUCGCCGAGAAACAAUGGCGACGACUCGAAGAAGUCGAAACCCUAAAAGACGAGAGCUAGCUCUAUCGCAAACCCCAUUUCCAGAAAAAUCAAAGAAAAGUAGAACACAACCAUCAUCAGCAUCGUCGUCGUCUUCGUCUCGAGAGCCGUACCCUGACCAUCCAAACCCUAGCCCCGAACAAUGCCGCUCGGUCCGAGACGAUCUCCUCCAACUCCACGGAAUCCCCCAGCAGUUCGCUGCUGCAUACAGACAAAGAUCAUCAGCGACAACAGCGAACGCUGAAGCCAUCAGCGUUCUUGAUGGCCUCAUCAGCACUCUGCUCUCUCAGAACACCACCGACGCCAACUCGUCUAGGGCUUUCCAGUCCCUCAAAUCCUCGUUCCCAACUUGGCAGCAGGUUUUGGAUGCGGAUCCGAAGAGCUUGGAGGGUGCGAUUAGAUGCGGGGGUUUGGCGGCGACAAAGGCGGCUAGGAUCAAGAGUAUUCUUGAGGCUGUGAGGGAUAAAAGAGGGGAGUUUUGCUUGGAGUAUCUGCGAGGGUUGCCGGUGGACGAGGUUAAGGCUCAGUUGUCUCGGUUCAAAGGAAUUGGACCCAAAACAGUGGCAUGUGUUCUAAUGUUCCAACUUCAGAAAGAAGAUUUCCCAGUUGACACUCAUGUAUUUCGGAUUGCAAAGGCCCUUGGUUGGAUUCCCAUGAAAGCUGACAGGGAAAAGGCAUAUCUUCAUCUUAACAAGAGGAUACCUGAUGAACUGAAAUUUGAUCUGAAUUGUCUUCUUGUAACUCAUGGGAAGCUCUGUGAGAGAUGUGUCAGUAAACGAGUAAUCAAUCCUUGUGAAUAGAAACUUAUGUAAUGCCAAGUGUUUGAUAUCAUAUCAAUCAACUGAUCACCAUGGAUGCCUACCACAUGGGACCUCAUCAUAUCAGGUUUAUCACCAUGGAUGCCUACCACAUGGGACCUCAUCAUAUCAGGUUUCCUCAUUUUAUUUUAGAUGUAGCAACUUGAAAGGAUGAUGGCUUGUCUGCUUUUGUGGGCAUACUUGUUAUCUGAAAUGACAAAUGGCUUGGUGGGAGUUAUGCAAGAAAGCAGAACGUGAUAAAGCAAGAAAGUUUGGGAUGGGAGCCGAUAGCCUGUGGAACUUCUUUUUUCGGAGGUCAUCCACCUUCUGGGGAAAAAGAAAAUCCACAACUUCGGAUGGAGAUUUGGUAUAAGACAACGGUACUACUAAUAAACUGAUAAACUUUUGAAAUUGACUCCAAUAAUGCCAAGACCACUGUCCGUUUACAUAUAUACUUUCUUGUUUAUGGAAAAUGGUAAGAGAUUGAUGACUUGACGCAUCUUUCAGCUUAGCUUUUUCGCUAUUUAAAGAAGAUAUGCUCUGAUUUGAAAAGAAUGAAUCUAUCUCCUUGCCUCAUCACCCACUGCUGAUAGUCCUGUGGUGGCGCAGUUAAGUUCCAUCCUUUAGAACCAUCUCCUUUUCUAUAACACGUUUUACAAUUACUGCAAGAAUUUUCUUCUUUUUGUGUGAAAUGCAUUAUUUAGGGCAAUGACUAAAAUAUAGCUUCAUGUGUAGGUUGUAUAUCCAAAUUAACAAUCACAAAACCGGGGACUUUGAGCAAGCUGAGAUGUUUUAUAUUUUCUUUUAUUCACAUGGCACUCAAUCUUUCUGUUUGAGAGCCACUGAAUGACUUUUCUUGCUUGCUGUGAAGUAAAAAAGCGAAGGAUCUAGUAUACCUUUGAAGUUGGAAGAUUAGCUAAUUUUAUAAUAUCGGUACUUUUUGAAUUAUCAAUUGUUAUUUAAUCAUAAUGCCUCUAAACUGACAUUUUCUAGUGUGAAAUGAUUAUCUGCAUGCACAAACACUAAAAAUAAAUCCUGUAGAGGACCCUCCAUAGAAAAUCAUAUAGGUAGAUGGGAGAUCGUGACAUCCGUCCUAGCUCAAAAAGCAGGCGGUAGUUGGAAAACCAGAAGGCGACCCAUAAUGUCCCUACAAAAGCUUAAAGUUGGAUGGUCAUCAACCAUAUGUUUUAAGAUUUGUGCUGGGAGACACAUGGCAAAUCCUCCUAGCUCUCUGUAUGAUUUACGGAGGAGUCGCUAUAGGAUUUCUUUUUCUACUAACACAUACUAGCGGGCAAGCCGGGC
Molecule: messenger RNA, 2227 nt
Organism: Asparagus officinalis (garden asparagus)
Lineage: Eukaryota; Viridiplantae; Streptophyta; Magnoliopsida; Asparagales; Asparagaceae
Product: putative DNA glycosylase At3g47830
Exons: 5
Coding region: 104-928 (274 amino acids)
Biological process (GO): base-excision repair
Molecular function (GO): catalytic activity
Source: RefSeq, a predicted model, not a curated record